This is a messenger RNA of Vicugna pacos (alpaca), 3178 nucleotides long. RefSeq names its product leucine rich repeat and sterile alpha motif containing 1 (gene LRSAM1). Lineage: Eukaryota; Metazoa; Chordata; Mammalia; Artiodactyla; Camelidae. Gene Ontology annotation, cellular component: cytoplasm. The record is from RefSeq and is a predicted model, not a curated record. Gene Ontology annotation, biological process: protein ubiquitination. Gene Ontology annotation, molecular function: protein binding; ubiquitin-protein transferase activity.
GACGCCCUUGUUGCCAUAUUGCUUGUGGGCAGGCACCUGAGGCUGACGGUUGGAGAACCCGGCAUCGCGAUUCUGCAGUCCUCGAUCUCAGACUUCGUCAUCCUGGUCUGCAUGACUUUCUGAGAUUCUGAGUUUCGGUCCUGAGUUCCUGCAUUUGGAGACCACACUCCGGCUCCGCGAGGCCUGUGCCGGGGGAUCUGCCACCCCGCGUCCAUGACCAAGCCCUACGAGUAAUCUGCCUGCCUUCGGGUCCACCCAGGGGAACGAACGUCAGGGUCCUGACUGUCCGCAAAGCAAGUGCUGUGAAGAUUGCUCUAGGAAAAAGGAAGGAUGCCCCUCUUCUUCCGGAAGCGGAAACCCAGUGAGGAGGCUCGGAAACGCCUGGAGUACCAGAUGUGUCUGGCAAAAGAAGCUGGGGCAGAUGACAUUCUUGAUAUCUCUAAAUGUGAGCUCUCAGAGAUUCCAUUUGGGGCUUUUGCAACAUGCAAAGUUCUUCAGAAGAAGGUGUUGAUUGUCCACACGAAUCACCUCACUUCCCUGCUUCCUAAAUCCUGCAGCCUCCUGAGUCUGGCAACCAUCAAGGUUCUAGAUCUUCAUGAUAAUCAGCUGGUAGCCCUUCCUGACGAUAUAGGGCAGCUGACAGCCCUCCAGGUCUUGAACAUGGAGAGGAAUCAACUGACGUAUCUCCCACGUUCCAUUGGGAACCUGAUCCAGCUCCAGACCCUCAGUGUGAAAGACAACAAGCUGAAGGAGCUUCCAGACACCUCGGGGGAGCUUCGGAGCCUGCGUACUCUGGACAUCAGUGAAAACGAGAUUCAGAGGUUGCCACAGAUGCUGGCACAUGUUCGAACCCUGGAGACUCUGAGCCUCGAUGCGGCAUCAAUGGUUUAUCCUCCGCCAGAAGUAUGCAGCGCCGGCACCAAGGCCAUCCAGCAGUUCCUCUGCAAAGCCUCAGGGCUGGAAUACUACCCCCCUUCUCAGUACCUGCUGCCAGUCCUGGAGCAAGAUGGGGCGGAGAACUCCCGGGACAGCCCCGAUGGGCCCACGGACAGAUUCUCCAGGGAGGAGGUAGAGUGGCAGAAUAGGUUCUCAGACUAUGAGAAGAGAAAGGAACAGAAGAUGCUGGAGAAACUCGAGUUUGAAAGGCGCCUAGAGCUCGGGCAGCGAGAGCAUGCCCAGCUCCUGCAGCAGAGCAACAGUCAGAAGGACGAGAUCCUUCAGACGGUCAAGGAGGAGCAGUCCCGGCUGGAGCAGGGCCUGAGCGAGCGCCAGCGCUACCUGGACGCAGAGCGCCAGCGGUUGCAGGAGCAGCUGAAGCAGACGGAGCAGAACAUCUCCAACCGGAUCCAGAAACUCCUGCAGGAGAAUCAGAGGCAGAAGAAAAGUUCUGAGAUUCUGAAGUCACUGGAAAAUGAAAGAAUAAGAAUGGAGCAGUUGAUGUCCAUAACCCAGGAGGAGACAGAGAACCUGCGUCGCCGGGAGAUUGCCUCUGCCAUGCAGCAGAUGCUGACCGAGAGUUGUAAGAACCGGCUCAUCCAGAUGGCUUACGAGUCUCAGAGGCAGAACUUGGUCCAGCAGGCCUGUUCCAGCAUGGCUGAGAUGGAUGAGCGGUUCCAGCAGAUUUUGUCAUGGCAACAGAUGGAUCAGAACAAAGCCAUCAGCCAGAUCCUGCAGGAGAGCGCCAUGCAGAAGGCCGCGUUUGAGGCUCUCCAGGUGAAGAAGGACCUGAUGCAUCGGCAGAUCAGGAACCAGAUUAAGUUAAUAGAAACUGGGUUAUUGCAGCUGACACAGCUGGAGUUAAAGAGGAAAUCCCUGGACACAGAGGCACUACAGGAGAUGAUCUCCGAGCAGCGCUGGGCCCUCAGCUCCCUGCUCCAGCAGCUUCUCAAAGAGAAGACACAGCGAGAGGAAGAGCUCCGGGAGAUCCUGACAGAGUUAGAAGCCAAAAGCGAAACCAAGCAGGAGAAUUACUGGCUGAUUCAGUAUCAACGGCUCUUGAACCAGAAACCUUUAUCCCUGAAGCUGCAGGAAGAAGGCCUGGAGCGCCAGCUGGUGGCCCUCCUGGUGGAGCUGUCGGCUGAGCACUACCUGCCUGUCUUCGCUCAUCACCGCAUCUCACUGGACAUGCUGAGCCAGAUGGGCCCCGGGGACCUGGCCAAGGUGGGCAUCUCGGAGGCUGGCCUGCAGCACCAGAUCCUGCGCAGAGUCCAGGAGCUGCUGGAUGCGGCCAGGACCCAGCCAGAGCUGCUGAAACCACCCAAGGGUGAAGUCCUUGGGGCCCCUGAGCCCCCCUCUGCCCCUGAGGAGCUUCCUGAGUUAGUGAGACCAUCAGCUCCCCCUGCAGAGCUGGAGGUGCAGACCUCGGAAUGUGUUGUGUGCCUGGAACGGGAGGCCCAGAUGAUCUUCCUCAACUGCGGCCACGUCUGCUGCUGCCAGCAGUGCUGCCAGCCGCUGCGUACCUGCCCGCUGUGCCGCCAGGACAUCGCCCAGCGUCUCCGCAUCUACCACAGCGGCUGAGCGCCGGCCGGCCACCCGCCCACCCGGGCCCGGCGCCCCCAGCCCCACCCCUGCACCUGCAGGCCCAGGGCUCCAGCUCACCCCAGUUCUCGACAGACUAGUAUGCCCCCCCACCCCCUGUCCUGGGCCUUGUCCCCACAGCCUGGGAGGGUGCCCGACCCUUGAUCUCCAAGCACGCCCAAGCCAGAUGGGGAUAGGAAUGCUCCUGACCAGUGACACAGCGGGUCUGAAUACUGUGGGGGAGAGGGGACCCCUCGUUGCACAAGGACUGGGCCUGAGGUAUAGGGAGGCGGCUAUGCCCCAGCCUGUGAGGCUCUGCCACUCCCUGUGGCAGUAACAGCCCCUCCGGGAGCCUCGGUGUCCUCAUCAGGGCAGCACGGACAGUGCCAUCCCACUCGCCGGGGUGGCAGGAGUGCAGGAGGGCCCUGGCCAAGGGGAAGGGAGACCACCCUGGCCUGUCCUCAGAUUGGCCAGAGUGUUUGGUGCAGGCCUUGGGCCACAAGCGACGUCGUCCCCUCCUCGGCUCCCCUUCUCCUGCUCCCCAGCGCUCUGGGCCCCCCUGCUCUGCAGAUCUGCACUCCUCACCCCACGCAGCUCACAGGCAGGCACUGAGCUUUGCAGACCCUAAGUGGGAAUGUCAAUAAACCCACCUCCAGCCUGC